AUGCCCAAACAGAGGUCCACGCCGCGCGUCGUCUGUUGCGCCAUCCCCAUAGCCCGAACGACUGGGCAAAUUUUACUGAUAACAAGCCGGAAGAGAGGUGAUCAAUGGGUCUUUCCGAAAGGUGGUUUUGAGCCCACCGAUCAGUCAUGGGAGGCCGCUGCGUCGAGGGAGGCAUUAGAAGAAGCUGGUGUGCGAGGUGUCAUUUCGCGCAGGGUUACGACAAUACAAGCCCCCGCCGCUAUCUACCAUGUGUUUGAAUUGGAAGUUACCAACGUAGAAGCGGAUUGGUUGGAAAAGGGAGAACGAAGGAGAGAAUGGGUCGACUACGCCACAGCCUGUUCGCGACUUCAGUGGAAACCUGAACUUUUGCAAGGACUUAUGCUUUCCACUUUGGCUCAACAGCAACGUUAG
Messenger RNA from Cantharellus anzutake, 411 nucleotides. Its product is annotated as NUDIX hydrolase domain-like protein. The record is from RefSeq and is a predicted model, not a curated record. Gene Ontology annotation, cellular component: cytoplasm; nucleus. Bases 1 to 411 code for a protein of 136 amino acids. Lineage: Eukaryota; Fungi; Basidiomycota; Agaricomycetes; Cantharellales; Hydnaceae. The transcript is spliced from 3 exons.